Messenger RNA from Cryptotermes secundus, 2562 nucleotides. RefSeq names its product histidine decarboxylase (gene Hdc). Lineage: Eukaryota; Metazoa; Arthropoda; Insecta; Blattodea; Kalotermitidae. Gene Ontology annotation, molecular function: histidine decarboxylase activity; pyridoxal phosphate binding. The record is from RefSeq and is a predicted model, not a curated record. The transcript is spliced from 16 exons. The coding region runs from base 56 to 2095 and encodes 679 amino acids. Gene Ontology annotation, biological process: histamine biosynthetic process; L-histidine catabolic process.
CACUUGUCAACACAACAGCGACAUCCUAGAAUUGUGUGCUACAUUCACUCUUGAUAUGGAUUUUAAUGAAUACAGGAAAAGGGGUAAGGAGAUGGUCGACUACAUCGCAGAUUACCUGGAGCACAUCAGAGAGAGGCGAGUGUACCCGGCUGUAGCGCCCGGCUACUUGCGGCAACUCAUACCGGAGAGCGCUCCCCUUGAACCGGAGUCCUGGGAUGACAUCAUUGCAGACGUCGAGCGAGUAGUCAUGCCUGGGGUGACCCACUGGCAGAGCCCGCAUAUGCACGCCUACUUUCCCGCACUCAACUCGUUCCCGUCUCUUCUGGGAGACAUGCUGGCUGAUGCCAUUAACUGUCUGGGGUUCACUUGGGCGUCCAGCCCGGCGUGCACUGAACUGGAAACUGUGGUGAUGAACUGGCUAGGAAAAAUGAUCGGUCUGCCUGAGGAGUUCCUCCACACUCGGGUGAGCAGCACAGGGGGAGGCGUCAUACAGACCACCGCGAGUGAGGCAACGUUCGUUUGUUUGUUGGCGGGCCGGACAGAGGCCAUCAGGCGGUACCGUGAGCAGGACGAAGACCUGGAGGACGCGGAGAUCAACAGCAGACUUGUGGCCUACUGUUCCGACCAGGCCCAUUCAUCCGUAGAGAAGGCGGGUCUCAUAGGACUUGUUAAGAUGCGUUAUAUCGAGAGCGACCAAGACUUGACUCUACGUGGCGAUCGGCUGCUCGACGCCAUCUCCAGAGACAAGGACAAGGGACUCAUACCCUUCUUUCUGUGUGCAACACUGGGGACGACUGGGGCGUGCUCUUUUGACAAUCUACAGGAGCUGGGACCGAUAUGUAAAGCAGAGAACAUGUGGUUGCAUGUGGACGCCGCUUACGCGGGAACUGCGUUCAUCUGUCCGGAGUUCCGACAUUGGUUGAACGGCAUACACCACGUGGAUUCGAUUGCCUUCAACCCUUCCAAGUGGAUGAUGGUGCAUUUCGAUUGUACUGCAAUGUGGGUGAAAAACAGUGGGGCACUGCAUCGAACCUUCAACGUGGAGCCACUGUACCUUCAGCACGAAAAUUCAGGUCUAGCAAUUGACUACAUGCACUGGCAGAUCCCACUGAGCAAGCGGUUCAGGGCUCUCAAAUUGUGGUUCGUCAUCAGAAAUUUUGGCGUCAAAGGACUACAGAAACAUAUUCGAGAGGGUGUUCGAUUAGCUCAGAAGUUCGAGGCGCUUGUGCUAGCGGACCAGAGGUUCGAGAUCCCAGCGCCACGUCACCUGGGCAUGGUGGUUUUCCGUCUGCGCGGAGAGAACCACCUGACUGAACGCCUGCUGAAGCGCUUAAACGCGCGUGGCAAUCUGCAUUGUGUUCCCGCCGCUCUGAAGGGUCGUUAUGUGAUCAGAUUCACCGUCACUUCGCAGCGCACAACCGGGGACGACAUCACUCGCGACUGGGCCGAGAUCCGUGCCGUGGCGGCCGAGGUACUGGGCGAGGAGAAGCAGCCAAUUACGACAGCGCGCGCCAGAGUACCCCUGGCAGAGAUCCGAGAGCGAAAUGCAAACUUUGGGUCCAGUCUUCUUCUAGCCAAUUCACCAAUGUCGCCAAAAAUUGUCAACGGAAGUUUCGCUGCCAUCUUCGAUAACGGAGACAAAAUCCUUGAAGGUUUCGCUCAGACGUUUUCUAGGCUUCGUCUCGAAGUAAAAGACAGUCCAGCCAUGCGCAGGCGCAUACGAGGCAUCCUAAUGACAGGCAAGCAAUUUUCGCUUGACUCACGCAUGGAUCUGGUGCAAGGAAUUAUGUCACAUGGAGGGGUUCGACCCACGUCCGAACCGUCCACCGCACUGCCGCUCAUGAAGGAGGACUCCGUGGAAGGGGUCGAGUCAGAUAUGCAGUCUGAAUGCGAAGUGACGUCAGAACCGGUGGCUCCAGCCGCACGAAUCAGGUCGCUUUCUGUGGAUGAACCGAGGGAAGCCAGCGGAAACGACGUAAGCACUAAGAGUCAGCUGAGCAACUGUAAGGAUUCAGCUCUGGCCCUCUCUCAGCAGCGCACCGGCCCUGCAAGGUUCUGCCGAAAAUGUGGUCAUGUAAUCGCAACUUCCCAGUAAUUCAAGCCUCUCUAGAAUUAGAUGUGUCCGCACAAUGUUGCCAUCAAAGUAAUGAUUCCAGCCGGCGAGCCCAUUAUGUUUUCUUCUGUGGCUUAUUUCACGACGCCAGCAGUACCUAGCUUAUGGCGUCGAAUGAUAGGGACACGGAUGAGUGAUGAAUUAGAAGGAAUUUGGUAGGAAACUGCCGUGACCUAAUCGAGGAACCACCCCGAUAUUUCUUCUGUGGGACGGAGGGAAACCAGUCAGGGUAGCUUGUGUGCCCGGCCAAGAUUCGAACCGAGUACUUCACUAAUUGGGUCUAGAGAGUUACCACUAUCCCAACCUUAUCGCUAGUCUGUCAUUGUUACUGAUAGCGCAGCAUGGUACGAAAUCGUGGUACUCCAGGAGGAGUACGGUUUUCUGAGUUGUAAAGGUAAAGUGAAUUUACUCCUGUACUUAAUUACACAGGGGCACGGUAGCGUAGUUGG